AUGGAUACCGCAAAAGUAGAAGAUAGACUAUGUCUGGUUUGUCAAAAAACAUCACAAGAAAUGCAUUUUGGAGCAAUAUCUUGUCGAGCAUGCGCUGCUUUUUUCAGGUAACAUCCGACAAAAUAAAUAAAUUGGUGGACUUCAAUGAUGUCACAUUUUCAGACGAGCUAUUGUAUUAAAUAAGAAAUAUGAAUGCUUGCAAGAGAAUCAGGAUUGUAUUGCUGGUAGAUACAAAAAAUUCGUAUGUAAAUUAUGUCGAUUUUUGAAAUGUCAACAAAUUGGAAUGACAUCUAAUAGUAAGUUUUUAAUUUGUAAAAUAAAAUGUAUGCCAAAUGUUUGUUUCACAGGAGUUAAACUGAAUUAUGGUCCGAGGUUAUCAAUAAAAAAUGUAUUUGAUGAUUAUUCAUCUAAUGAAGAUUCAAAUACAAGUUCAUUAACAAAUUUACCAAGUUAUGCAAAUUCGGAAAAAUCUGAAAAAGAAGACUAUGAUUCCACAAAGAGCUUCAAAUAA
Messenger RNA from Caenorhabditis angaria, 511 nucleotides. The record is from the annotation of a GenBank genome assembly. Lineage: Eukaryota; Metazoa; Nematoda; Chromadorea; Rhabditida; Rhabditidae.